UAAGCGGCACGCAUGUUAACAAGUCGUCAAGUGCAGCAUCACAUCUCUGGACAUUACUCUUAGCAUGGGAUAUAAAUCGCCGUAAAAGGGGAAUAAAUGCGACUCCGAUAAUAGUUGAAAGUGCCGAGUUUACCCACUUUUUUUUAAAACUAUCUGCCCAAUAGUAUGAAAAAAGCAAAGUGUUCGAUGGUGUGUUUGCUUGGUGGUGCCCCUCCAGCGUGGGCUUCGUAGCAUGUCCUACCCCCAGUUUGGCUAUACUUAUCCCCCUUCUUCUCAGUUGCUGAUGACGGGACAACAUCCGGCCAAUUCCUGCUACCAACCAGGAGAAACUCAGCCCAAUCCAGCCGUUUGCACCCUGUCCGGUGCGUAUGACAGUCGUCUGUUGUCUCCCUUCCCUCGUCUGCCGUCGGGCCUCGCAGUUUACAGUCCUUCCUAUCCUGAACAUGUCACCGCAUUCGGCACCAAUCCACCAACUUUCUACUCUUCUUUGCCUGGUCCUUACAACAUGAAAGAUGGCCCUGGAAACUGGACUCCACUACCUCAGGCAACAUGUUAUACAUACGAUCCUGCUUUGGCUGCUUAUGGACCUUACGGCGAAAGGUAUGGAAGCAUGGAUAGCGUGGCCAGAAGGAAGAAUGCUACUAGGGAAACAACCAACACCCUCAAAGCGUGGCUUUACGAACACAGAAAGAACCCUUACCCCACCAAAGGUGAGAAGAUCAUGUUGGCCAUCAUCACCAAGAUGACGUUGACUCAGGUAUCCACGUGGUUCGCUAAUGCUAGAAGGAGAUUGAAGAAAGAAAACAAGAUGACGUGGGAACCUCGUAAUAAGGGAGCAGAAGGGUCCGAGAACGAAUGCAAACAGGAGAAUACUGCGAGUGGAAGGGAGUCUAAGAAGAAAUCUAGUGAUAGCGACGAUAGUGAAGAUGAGAGGGAAGGCACAAAUGAGGAGUCAAAGUACGAAGAGUCGAAAGUCAUGUACACAGAGUCACCCUCCAGUGAUCCAGAGGGUCAGACACUCCCUCUGGGUCCUUACUUAGGUUCGAGUACGGAUUGCUUGACCACCGAACGUCCAAAAAUCUGGUCUUUGGCCCACACGGCAACCUCCAACAGUCCGCCCAUAUUGAGAAGGUCCCCCAGUGAUCACUAUUUGGAAAAUUCAGUCUUGGUGGGCUACCCCUGGGUCAAGAACGAGCUAAAGGAUUCCCCGGAAGCGGAAAUGGCCAACUGUCCCUCUCUUAUGCCCACUUCUAAUCUCAGGUACUGCCAAGACGACCCCGGUCCUCCCAGAUCACUAAACGACCUUAACGUCUACCAGGCACCACCACGNAAUUCAUUUAGUAAUCUAUCUGUUAAGUUUAUAUUCAGGGCCCUAUGUUAA
This is a messenger RNA of Centruroides sculpturatus (bark scorpion), 1381 nucleotides long. Its product is annotated as iroquois-class homeodomain protein IRX-6-like. Lineage: Eukaryota; Metazoa; Arthropoda; Arachnida; Scorpiones; Buthidae. Bases 233 to 1381 code for a protein of 382 amino acids. Gene Ontology annotation, biological process: cell development; neuron differentiation; regulation of transcription by RNA polymerase II. Gene Ontology annotation, cellular component: nucleus. The transcript is spliced from 6 exons. The record is from RefSeq and is a predicted model, not a curated record. Gene Ontology annotation, molecular function: DNA-binding transcription factor activity, RNA polymerase II-specific; RNA polymerase II cis-regulatory region sequence-specific DNA binding.